AUGGAGCCCUCGAGCUCGCGCGAGCCACCAUGGGCAGAGCAUGAAAAAGUCUAUUUGCUUGCUGAAAUACUAAAAGCAGCUCCAAUACCAUCUCAUGUUCUCUUCGGAAUCAUACGCGACGCCAACAUCCAGCCACGAUGGAACGAUAUGGCUUUGCCUCCAGGCCGGUCUGUUCGUUCUAGUCAGAUUGCAUUCGACAGCCUCGCAGCGACCUACUCCGCGCCUGGGCAAGAGUAUAGACGUCCCCAGCUACCUGCACCGAUGUUGUUUCCAGGACCGGACAUUACGAGAAAGCGACCACUUCAGCCAGAAGCUUCCACGCCUGUCGGCCGCUUGCUACAACCUCGUCCUCCGCAUUCGUUCCCGGGAGAUUUCAUGCCUGCAGGCCCUGCCUACACGUCCACGAUAAACCCAUCUGGCGAGCCAGCGAACAAAAAGAAACGUGGAAGACCAACAAAAGCGGAGGCACAACAAAGAGCGCAAGAGGCUGCCGCGAGAGGAGAGGUAUAUCCACCACCUAGGAGGGGCAGGCAAUCUAUCACAGUACCACCUGGACCCUCACCACCCAGUUCGGACCCUCGGCCACACGAUCGAACACCACCACCAACAGCGCCUUCGCAGCAGGCUCCCGCAAUGACACCGCAACACCAAAUCGGAGUAGAACACGGGUCAGAGUCCUCAUCAGGCAAGAGAAGACGGACAAGGCCACAACCAUUGGAACUAGAAAAACAUCGCGCAACCAGCGAAAUGGAGUCUCCGCUCGCAUAUGGAUCAGGAGAUCCUAGCCGCAGCCAACAAUACUCAACAUACACACCCAUUUCUGCGCCCUUGCCAUCUUCCACAGAAUCCAGGGACAGAGAUGUGCGUAUGGAAGGGGUCGAAGAGACUCAACCACGAACCACGACACCUCACUCGUUUAAAGACACGGUCGGUAUAUGA
Messenger RNA from Alternaria burnsii, 939 nucleotides. RefSeq lists its product as uncharacterized. The record is from RefSeq and is a predicted model, not a curated record. Bases 1 to 939 code for a protein of 312 amino acids. NCBI's taxonomy places the organism in Eukaryota, Fungi, Ascomycota, Dothideomycetes, Pleosporales, Pleosporaceae. The transcript is spliced from 3 exons.